Molecule: messenger RNA, 3927 nt
Organism: Trypanosoma grayi
Lineage: Eukaryota; Euglenozoa; Kinetoplastea; Trypanosomatida; Trypanosomatidae
Exons: 1
Coding region: 1-3927 (1308 amino acids)
Molecular function (GO): protein binding
Source: RefSeq, a predicted model, not a curated record
AUGGAGCUGGACUCAAUCAAGCUGCAGAUGCGUGAGCUGCAGCGAUACUACGACGAUGACACCAAGAGCGAUGAUGACAUCAUCUACGCUGUGUACAACUGGGUGAAGAGUGCACACGUCGUGGCGCAGUUGCUGCUGCUGGAGGGCCGCUUCCCCGAGCUGCGGCGCUGCCUCGACCUCUGCCGACAAGUCCUGGAGGAGCAGCACGUGGAGGGCGGCGGCCGCACCGUUAUUCAGGGCGCCACCGGUGAGGACCGCCUACUCAUGAACGCCCUGCUGCUGCGCACCACGCAGCUACAGACACAGUACGAGGAGGCGCGCAAAAAGAGCACAGGGCGUGACACGCAGUACUACAUCCGCAAGCUCCUGCGUACCGGCGAGGACGAGGCGGCGCGCGGCAGCUUUAAGGGCGUCGAAAAGCGACCUGUCAGUCCGCCGGAGCGCGGCGUCUCAUUCGGCCGGCGCACACGACUCAACCGCUGGAAGGUGCCGCCGAUCCUGCCGGCACUCGUCACGCAAAGUCAGCCAUUUUUGCGCAGCGCUGCCGAUGGGUACGGCGACGUGUCUACUGACGCUCGCGCGAGGCGAGCGGAGGCGCGGCGGUUGACUGAUGAAAUGGAAGACCAGGACGACGCUGAAGCGCUGGCUGGCGAUGCCGCAAUGACUCCUGCUGCUCCUGCUAUUCCUGUUGCUGUUGUUCCCGAGGCACGCGGAGUGACGGCGAAUGCUAUGCCAUGUGCAGAGCGAACCGAGCCACCCUCAAUCGAGGCGGAGGCAUCGCGUGUGCGCCCAUACACGCUGCCAACCCUCAAAACGAGGGCAGCAACAGGACGAAAGCUGUCGCCGGGGUGCGUGAGACUCGUGCGACCGCGCUCGGCGGAGCUAGGCAGCGCCACGCUUCCCUCAGGUAAUGUCAUGUACCGCCUCAAAGAAGACGCGGGCGCGUACGUCAUGAAGACGGCGAUUGCCAUUAAAUCAGCGAACGAUACAAAAGACCAUGCAGCAGCCCUCAUGCAGGCUCUCCACGAUCGAGCAUCUUCUCUCUUGCAGCGACAGCACCCCUCGACAGACAACCUCAACGGAACCGACAUGGGGAGGGAAAGCGCGGCUCAGGAUCGGGAUCAGAGCGGCGACGUGAUGACUGAGAAUAUGUUUGUGAAACUGCCGUCCUACAGUUCCACGUGUAGUGUGCUCUCGAGGAAGAGUGCAUUGUCAGCAAAGAAUCUCCAUCAAGGCGUGCCGUCACCGUUGAAGUCGCCAAAAACGGCAACGAAGGAAAGUGAAAAGAGCACGUGCACUUCUACUCCGUUUCAACGUGUGGUUGCUCGGGACACAGCAACAGGAUGGCUAUCCGAGGUGUUGAGUGACGACUCCUGCAGGAAGCAAUGGACGGACACCGCAGAUUUGACCUCAUCCCUCUCGUGUGCGGCGCGAAAGCAGCUGGAGGAGGUGUACAAGAGUUACCGGCAGAAAAGAGUAGAACUGAGCUCUGCCGUUGGGGAGAUGCGCUUUAAGGCGGCGGAUCACAUUGGCCUCUUCAAGCCACAGGAACGAGUGGUGCAGGUGGAGGACACAGCCUUAUGGAAGAGUCGUCGCAAACUUCAUGCGGCAACUAGUGAGCGGGGGGCUGUUUUUGUGUCACCGGCGUUGGAGUCGCGUCUGCUUCCCGUCACAGAAGUGCUGGAUGCUGAGUCUAUUUUGAACAGCAGUGGGGCAUUUGUGGGGGGUGCGCCCACACCGACGGUGAAGAUGGCAGCCGGCAGCCGUGAGGUGCUGCCUGUGGAGGGCAUUGCUAGGCUGGACAACGGGGAAGUCAGCAACACCCGUUUUGAGCAGGAGCUGGUACCCACCAUUCCAGUGACCAGCGUCACGACCACGGCGUCCAACGGAGGUCGGAUAGCGACGUUGACGGAUGAGAAGGUGACUCCCUGGCUUGAUGGGAAAAAAUCUAGCGACUUGAUAUCUGAGGAGACGCUCUCGACGGCAAAGAGCGCUGGCCUACCCCCCACCUCAGCACAGCGACGUCUCACGAUGCUUCAGGGGUCUAUUCACAUUGCCUUCCCCGAUGUGCACUCCCUUGUGGUUAGGCGGGCAGAAGAGCAAGUGGAAAAAGAGAGACGCCUCACAAAGUGUGGCGGUAUUCUGCCCGUGCCUCCACCGUCAGCGUCUCCGCCUAGAGAUCCUGCUGCAGUGACUACUGGUGGUGGUGGUGCGCCGCGUCUCUCCACAUUGGAGACGGUUCGAGGUGCUCUGAAUCGUCUCAAGCAGCAGAACCCUGUCCUUUGGACGCCACAAUUGCGCGCAUUACCACGGGGUAGUAUAGGCGAGACACACAGUUGUCUCGAAACGGAGCCCACUACGCGCCGUCAUAGUGAGGCGACGGAGAUGCCGCAGUUGGUCUUGUUCCUCUCCUUGGAUGAACUUCGUCGAGAACCGGACUGGACGUGCAUCGAUGCUGCGAGUUUGAGCAUGUGUCUUGUACUACACAAGGCGGCGGUGCGGGUGCAGUGUCUUUGCCGCAGUCUGAGAGCCAAAAAUGAGCGCAAGCGCCGCGCCGCCGCGGUGGAGGUGCAUUUAGUGGAUAUGUCCAAGUGCGAAGAAGGCGCCAUCACCAUUCAAAGGUACGUGCGCCGAUUUCUCGCCCGGCGAUUGACACUGACGAUCCUACUGCGUCUUAGCUACCACCGCGACCAGCAGGUGACGCUAGAGGCAGCCGGCGACGAUGCGGCACCAGAGAAUGUGGCUCCUUUAGGGCUGCCGAGUGCGUUGGGGAUUCAGAAGGUGUCUGGUACCACCGUUUUCCAGGAGAAUCACGACGCAAGUCGCCGGUUCACGUCAGGGACGCGCCUCUCGUCCUCUGCAAGCAACCUGCGGCAGCGCAGCCUGCAGAGCACGCCGACGCAGACGUUCACGGGGCGGUUGUACGCACUUCCGGUCAGGGGCAGCUGCAUGCAGACUACACGCCUUGGACGGCUGCGCCGCAUUCAAGAAAGCAUCGCCGCGCGUGUUAUUGUGCGAGCCUGUCGCGUGUACAUGUAUAGUAAGCUGUCGAAGUGGAAACGUGAGACGCAUGCCCUAAUACAGUUUGUCACCGGUCAGCUGUCUGCGGCGGAGGCGUUCGGUUCUCUUGGGGCCGGCGGCACAGCGGCAUUGCAAAUAUUCCCGCUGUCACCGGAACGCGUUACGGGCGAUGUCAUUGCCGCCUGGGAGGCACGCACCGCGGAGGCGCGGCGGCAUGGGGACUUGAUGACGCCGCUUGAGCCGGUAAAGCUGUCGGAGUUGCGGCGCAUCUUACAACAGCGUCACGAGGCGGAGGAGGCAGAGCUGUGGAAGCGGCAGGAACUGCGACUCCAGGAGGAGGAAGAGGCACAGCAGAAGCAACGCGUGCGAGUGGAUGCAGUAUUGCUGCUGCAGCGCUGCACACGCGGCUACCGGGCGCGUUGCUGGAUCCUCAUUUACCAGCAGAAGUUGCAAGGGCUGCUAACGCUUCACCACCGCAAGGCGGAGCUGCUCGAUAACGCCUCGCUCGGUAUGACACAUCCUCAUAUUGUAAACGCCAACGGGAAGUUUUCCCUCGCUGCUUCAUUGGUGGACACGACGGCGUAUUCAGAGGCCCAUCCAGUUCCGCCUCAUGUGGCCGACGUCAUCAUGAAAGGCCUUCAGAAGCGCCACCCCAGGUGGUUUGUGCGAGACGUGGAUGCAUAUCGCAAGAGAUUGGAAGCAGUUGGGUUGCUGCAAACGUUCUUGCGAUGGCGUUCCAGCUUGAAUGUUCUGGCUGAUCACUUCAGUGAUGUCAACGCCACGUUGAUUCAGCGCAGGUGGCGCCUCCUCCUCAGGCGUCGUGAGCUGCUCGACACGCAAAAGGCGGUGCAUAUGAUGGAAACUCUAGAGAGCAUGGAGUAUUGUGACCACGAUGCAAUCAUGUAA